Temnothorax curvispinosus is the source of this 702-nucleotide messenger RNA. RefSeq lists its product as uncharacterized. The record is from RefSeq and is a predicted model, not a curated record. Lineage: Eukaryota; Metazoa; Arthropoda; Insecta; Hymenoptera; Formicidae. The transcript has a single exon. The annotation marks the transcript as partial.
UCACCUCCUCGCAGCGGCUCAACGUUCUACAAUUACAAGAGAAAUCACAGCAUCAGUUUACUAGCGGUUUGUGAUGCCAACUACUGUUUCACACUAGUUGACAUUGGUGCGGAAGGCAGACAGAGCGAUGGCGGUAUCUUCGCGCAUUCAAACUUUGGCCAACGAUUCGAAAGAAACCAAAUGAAUUUGCCAGAACCGAGACCGAUUGAAGCUUCUGGGCCCGCAUUACCGUUUGUGUUAGUAGCGGAUGAGGCAUUCGCUUUGACUCGUUACAUGAUGCGACCGUAUCCACGAAGCGGACAUCUGAACCGUCAAAGAAAGAUAUUCAAUUACCGUCUCAGUCGAGCACGAAGAAUGAUCGAAAGCGCUUUCGGCAUUUUGGUAGCAAAAUGGCGAAUUUAUCGUCGAUCGAUAAUUGCAUCUGUUUCUACUGCAGUCAAAAUUGUUCAAGCGACUAUAUGCUUGCAUAAUUUUAUUAUCCAAAAAGAAAACAAAUUGCCACUCUCUGAAAGGCAUUAUAUAGGCAUGCUCAACGAAGAGAGAGCCGUGAUAAACGGUGCAUUACAGGAAGUGAACGACGCAGGCAGAACUAACGCCCACGCCCGAAUUGCCUCUAGAAAUCGAGACGAUUUCGCUGCAUAUUUCGAAAACAGCGGGGCAGUACCCUGGCAGUGGGAAAAAGGUCUACUCGACGAUUUCUAA